Molecule: messenger RNA, 1092 nt
Organism: Scaptodrosophila lebanonensis
Lineage: Eukaryota; Metazoa; Arthropoda; Insecta; Diptera; Drosophilidae
Gene: gammaSnap1
Product: gamma-soluble NSF attachment protein
Exons: 7
Coding region: 74-991 (305 amino acids)
Biological process (GO): intracellular protein transport
Cellular component (GO): SNARE complex; vacuolar membrane
Molecular function (GO): soluble NSF attachment protein activity; syntaxin binding
Source: RefSeq, a predicted model, not a curated record
UUGAUGACAACAAUUGAUUUUCCGAGUACAAUAUAAAGUUUUAUAAUAUCCGUAUUAGGAUUAGGGCAUUAUCAUGGCUUCUAAGAAAAUUGCCGAAGCUGAGGAGCUAGUCCGCAUGGCCGAAAAAAGCUUAAAGGUAUCUUUAUUAAAAUGGGCCCCUGACUAUGACAGCGCCGCUGAUGAGUAUUCCAAAGCAGGCACUGCAUAUCGAAUAGCGAAGUCGUACGAAAAAAGCAAGGAUUGUUUUUUAAAGGCAAUCGAAUGUUAUAAAAACAAUAAGUCCUGGUUCCAUGCCGCGAAGUCAUAUGAACAGAUUAUUUUACUGAUGAAAGAUAUGGAUAGACUGUCUGAGAUAGAAGAAUAUGCCAACAGGGCCUGCAAACUAUAUCAACAGUAUGGCUCCCCAGAAGCUGCAGCUGCUGCAUUAGAUAAGGCAGCUAAAUUAACUGAGCAAAAACAUCCUGAAAUGGCACUACGGUUUUAUCAGCAUUCAUUAGAAGUCAUAUUGAUUGAAGAUUCUACCCGACAAGCGUCUGAGAUCGCAUCAAAAAUUUCAAGAACUCUAGUUAAACUAAAUAAGUACGAUGAAGCUGCUCAAGCCCUAAAAAAAGAAAUUGGCUUAAAUAUGAAAACGGAAUCGUAUGGACAAAUUGGCCGCUUGGUUGUGGCAUUAGUGUUGGUUCAGUUGGCCCGUGGGGACUCUGUCGAAGCAGAAAAGGCAUUUCGAGAAUGGGGUAAUUGUUGUGAGCGCGAAGAAGUUGGAACGUUGCAAACACUUCUACAGGCUUUUGACGAAGAAGAUUCAGAAGUAGCUCAGAAAAUGUUAGGUUCUCCUUUUAUAAAACAUAUGGAUGUUGAAUAUGCAAUUUUAGCCAGAAAAAUUCCAUUGCCACAAGGCAUACAAAUAGAGAAACCCAACACACAAGGAGCCAAUGAAACGGUUGAUGCCGUCAACAGUGUCGAAGAAGAAGAUGAAGGCGGUUUGUGUUAAAAUAUAAUAUAAAUAGUUUAAAUAUUCCCUUUUAUUAUUGAUAAAGUUACAAUAUUAAUCCAUUUAGUAAAUAUAAAUAUUGCAAUGCAACUGUUACGAAA